ACUCACGCCCACAUCAAGUAUUAUAAAACGUGUCCUCGCAGCACACAGGUUCAUUCACAACCUCGGAGUUGGAUACCUCAAACGGAAGACAAAAAUCAGAGUUGCGCUGUCGAUAAAAAAACAUUGGAAUGAACAGAAUCCUAUCUGCGCUUCUAUUUCUGCCUCUGGGCAUAAUAUUUGUCUGCGAAGGAGGCAACCCUUGCUGUUCACAGCCAUGCCUGAACCGCGGAGUGUGUACUGCCAUGGGCUCAGAAGACUAUGAGUGCGACUGCACACGCACUGGAUUCUAUGGCCACAACUGCACACAACCUGAAUUUUUGACGUGGAUUAAAGUGUCUCUGAAGCCUACCCCAAACACAGUGCAUUACCUCCUCACCAACUACAAGGGGGUCUGGAACAUCAUCAAUAGCAUUUCAUUCCUCAGGGAUGCUAUCAUGAGAUAUGUUCUGACAUCCCGCUCUCAUCUGAUCGACAGUCCACCGACCUUCAAUGCGGACUAUAAUUAUAAAAGCUGGGAAGCCUACUCCAACCUGUCCUACUACACACGAACCCUCCCUCCUCUGCCCAAGGAUUGCCCAACCCCUAUGGGAGUCGUAGGUAAGAUAGAGCUGCCUGAUGCUAAGCUGCUGGCUGAUAAGCUCCUGAUCAGGAGGAAAUUUAUCCCCGACCCCCAGGGUUCCAGCCUGAUGUUUGCUUUUUUCGCCCAACACUUCACCCACCAGUUCUUCAAAUCUGACCAGAAGAUGGGGCCGGCAUUUACUAAAGCCAAGGGCCACGGGGUGGACCUUGGUCACAUCUACGGGGAAAACCUUGAGAGGCAACAUAAACUGCGGCUCUUCAAGGAUGGCAAGCUGAAGUUUCAGGUGCUGGAUGGAGAGGUGUACCCACCUACAGUGAAAGAGGUUGGGGCUGAUAUGCACUACCCUCCCCAUGUCCCUGAGUCUCACCGCUUCGCUGUGGGCCAUGAGGCGUUCGGCCUGGUGCCUGGUCUCAUGAUGUACGCUACUAUCUGGCUGAGGGAACACAACCGCGUCUGUGAUGUCCUGAAGGAGGUCCAUCCGGACUGGGAUGAUGAUAGGCUCUUCCAGACAUCACGCCUCAUUCUCAUUGGUGAGACCAUCAAGAUUGUGAUUGAGGACUACGUGCAGCACCUGAGCGGCUACAACUUCAAGCUGAAGUUCGACCCGGAGCUUCUCUUCAAAGAGCGUUUCCAGUAUCAGAACCGCAUCUCGUCAGAGUUCAACACCCUGUACCACUGGCACCCACUGAUGCCCGAUGCCUUCCACAUACAGGAGCAGGUCUACUCCUACCCACAGUUUGUCUUCAACACCUCCGUGGUCACCACACACGGCAUCUCCAACCUGGUGGCGUCCUUUACCAAGCAGAUCGCUGGACGGGUUGCUGGAGGUCGUAACGUCCCCCCUGCAGUGAUGAUGGUGGCUCUGAAGUCCAUAGAGAACAGCAGACAGAUGCGCUACCAGUCCCUCAACGCAUACAGGAAACGCUUUUCCAUGAAGCCAUACGCCUCCUUCGAAGACCUCACAGGAGAAAAGGAGAUGGCUGCAGAGCUGGAGGAGAUGUAUGGGCAUGUGGAUGCUGUGGAGCUCUACCCAGGUCUGCUGGUGGAGAAGCCCAGAACCAAUGCCAUCUUUGGGGAGACCAUGGUGGAGAUGGGUGCCCCCUACUCCCUGAAAGGCCUGAUGGGAAACCCCAUUUGUUCACCAGAGUACUGGAAGCCCAGCACCUUUGGCGGGAGCGUUGGCUUUGACAUCAUCAACACCGCGUCCUUGCAGAGGCUAGUGUGCAGCAACGUCAAGGGCCCGUGCCCUGUGGCGUCCUUUCAUGUACCCGACGUAGAAGACAAUAGAUCCAAUACCAUCAAUUCCAGUACAGCACAGUCGGGGAGCAACGAUGUCAAUCCCACAGUACUUCUGAAAGAAAGGACCACUGAGCUCUGAUAAGACAUCGGCUGAAAUAGUUUCUGGAAUUAAACUUUUAAAUGUAUUUUAAAUGUAACUUUUUAUUUAUUUAUUUGAAUAUUUAUUUAAUUUAUUGCAUCCUGCAUCUUUAUUUAGAAAUGUUGUUGAGAAAUGUUUUCUUCUGCCUCUGAUUGUUUUGACAUUACUUUUGUAAGUUCAAUGAAAACCAAUCCUUUUAGUAGUAUUUAUUCUAAGAGCUAAUUUAAAGAUGGAAUCCGCAGCAGGGGGGGGAACAGCGCCAUUGGCUGCCACAUUGUCAGGAUUUUUGGUCCAGAUCAGCAUGGUACAUAUUGGACUGCAGCAGCAUGGUACAUAUUGGGCUGCACCAGCAUUGUACAUAAGGGGCUGUUCUAUCACGUGUGCAGGGAUGUCCGUGGGGGAAAAAGGGUUUGUUGUUUGCAUUAAUGUCUUUGUUGUUGUAAUAUCGUGAAUGGACGUGGCUGUUUCACCAUUAAGGAUUACAGCUUUAAUAAAUGAUGUUCUGUUAUUGACCUCAGAAAAUAGCACUGGCAAUAUUGUUUAUGUAUGUAAGUUGACUUUGUUUUAAAACUGAUACUUGAAUUUAACACAUUUAGUUUACAGCCUGAUACGUUACGUUCCACCCUAACUGCAUGUUACAAUAUUACAUUCCACCUAACUGUUUGCUCCUCGGUGCAAGAGAAAAUAUAGCAGGUAAAAUACUGUACCUAAAGCUAAUAGGUACAGGUCAUUGUACUAUGAUACUGUAACCCUUAAAGUAUUUUCUUAGUGUUUUGUUAAAAUACUUGCGCUGACUCCUUAUUGUUUUAAUAAAACCCCAUCUAAUGAAA
Oncorhynchus gorbuscha (pink salmon) is the source of this 2788-nucleotide messenger RNA. It is a transcript of the gene ptgs2b, whose product is annotated as prostaglandin-endoperoxide synthase 2b. The transcript has 10 exons. NCBI's taxonomy places the organism in Eukaryota, Metazoa, Chordata, Actinopteri, Salmoniformes, Salmonidae. The coding region runs from base 129 to 1958 and encodes 609 amino acids. Gene Ontology annotation, cellular component: cytoplasm; neuron projection. Gene Ontology annotation, molecular function: peroxidase activity; prostaglandin-endoperoxide synthase activity; oxidoreductase activity, acting on single donors with incorporation of molecular oxygen, incorporation of two atoms of oxygen. The record is from RefSeq and is a predicted model, not a curated record. Gene Ontology annotation, biological process: cyclooxygenase pathway; response to oxidative stress.